Molecule: messenger RNA, 908 nt
Organism: Cladocopium goreaui
Lineage: Eukaryota; Dinophyceae; Suessiales; Symbiodiniaceae
Source: the annotation of a GenBank genome assembly
AUGGAACCGAAACGCCUACUUCGACGACUUCGCGAAGUGUCACAGACGACCGAAGAUCACCGAAGACCGUGGCAGAUCGUGGCGAACAAUUACUUGGAAUUUUGGCUGCGCUACGCCAGCGUGUUGGAACAAGCUGAGGCGGCUCAUGGCCAAAACAAGCCUGAGAUCUCUUGCGGCUUGCUGCGAGGUGCCUGCCUGUCGGGCCGCCUCUCCCGACGGCCGGAUGCGUUGGCGGCUUGGGCGGAGCUGGAGGAAUCCUGCGGAAGGGUCGAUCGUGCUCGAGUCUUGUUGGAUGCCACGCUGAGCGGAUGCGGUCACGGGAGCAGCGACUUGGCUCUACGCCGUGCGUCUCUGGAGCUGCGACACCAGGACGCAGAAUUGGCCGCCGUGCUCCUGGAGCGCUACGCCAACGAUGCGGUGGAUCUGGCGUCCAAAGCUGUGUUGAGUCGGCGCUAUGCACGGCUCUGCGAGGACAGAUUGCAUCAAGUGGACAAAGCGUGCCAGUCGUUACUUUCGACAUGGCAGGCGGGCUGUCGAGAUGUGGGUCUCUUGUUGGAGCUUACGUCCCUUCUGGUACGCUUCAGCCGUGGUGAACAGAAAGGAUCAACAGGUCUUCCGUUGCGGCAGAGCUGCUUGCUCUUUGAGGAGGCCCUUCGUUGCCUGGCAAAUGACGCCGGCGCGACGCCUUCGCUCGUGGAAGCGCCGCUGCCGGAGGCCUGUGAGCUUUGGUCCUGCUACGUGGAUUUUCUCCUGGCGAAUGGCGCUCCCUUGUCACAGCUCAGAGAUGUGCAGGCACGUGCACGAGCUUUCCGCUCCCAGGCCUCCGUGCGGAAAGCCGAUGCAGAGAAUAGGAAGCGAGGCGGAUCCGGGAUGGAUCCGGGAUGGAUCGAUGCAGAUCUCGAUGGAUU